CCCCUCUUUCCUAGCGAGAGAAUCAACUUACGAAUGACUCUUAAUUGGGCUUUCAUGGCGAUUUCUAGUUCCUCAAAGCAUGCUAUAGUUAUCUUUGUCGCUUUAAUACUGUUGAGCAAUAGAGCAAACUGUGAUGAUUCUCUACAUGCCAACAAGGGGAACACCUGCCUAGAGAGUGAAAGGAGAGCUUUGAUUGCCAUCAAGAGCGAUAUGUAUGAUCCUGGCGAGUGGUUAUCUUCAUGGACCGGCUAUGAUUGCUGCAAGUGGAGAGGAGUUGCUUGCGACAACGUUACUGGUUAUGUCACGAGGCUUGACCUUCACUAUCCCGAUGAAUAUAAUCCAUGGGUGGAGAUUAUUUUUGUCUAUGACUAUGAAUAUAAUCCAUGGGUCAGUAUUGGUGCGAGCAAGGUAAAUCCUUCUCUGUUUGAACUGAAGCACUUGAGAUACUUGGAUUUGAGCUUUAAUAACUUCUCAUAUUCGCAUGUGCCCCACAUGAUUGCCUCACUUGUGCGCUUGGAAUACCUUAACCUCUCCAAUGCCUUUUUUUAUGGAUUAAUUCCUCCUGUAUUAGGGAAUCUUUCCCACAUACAACACCUUGACCUUGGAAAUUGUUAUACAUUUCCAAGUACUCUAUUCUCAAACAACUUGAGUUGGCUCUCCAACUUAAAUUCUCUACAAUAUCUCGACAUGAGUUGUGUCAACCUCUCUAAAGCAACCAAUUGGCUCCACCAAAUUAAUUUGAUUCCUACUCUACAAGUGUUGCUUUUGAGGCAUGCAAGUCUGCCGUGUGUUCCACCUUCAUUACCCACAUUUAACCUCACAUCCCUCACCAGGCUCGAUCUCAGUGGGUAUGAAUGGAACAUCAGCGCUUCCAUGUUGAGGUGGUUGUCUCAUGCCAGUAAUCUUGAACACCUCGAUCUAUCUGGAUGCUUGGGGUUGUUUGAUGCCGAGGCACUUUCAGUUGCUUUGGGAGCUCUGCAUAAUUUGAGGAAGCUAGUUUUGGUCGAAACUCAAAUAGCAGGAGAAUUUUCUACAAUUCUGAAGAAUGUUAGCAGAAUGUUGCAAUAUUUAGAUUUGCGAUGGAAUUUCUUAUUAUCUGGAGAAAUUUCAACAAUUUUGUCCAUCCUUCCGCGCCGACUGGAGUUCUUAAAUUUAGACAAUAAUAACAUCUAUGGGAGAAUCCCAGAGAUGUUAGGGAAUUACACAAGCUUGAGACACUUAAGUAUGUUCUACACUCAAAUAACUGGAGAUAUUCCAAGAACAAUAGGGAAACUUAUCCAUUUGGAGUAUCUUGAUUUGUCUGGAAAUGAUAUAACAGGAGAGAUACCAUCGAACGUAGGAAACCUCACAAACUUGGAAGUUCUAUAUUUGAGCAGAACCAAUAUCACAGGAUCGAUACCAGAGAGUCUUGGUAAUGUUGUUUACUUGAAGUUUUUGGAUUUGUCUGAAAAUAAGAUUACUGGAGAAAUACCAAACACUUUGGGGAGUCUUGAAAAGAUGCUACAAUUAGAUUUACACGCCAACCUUCUCACUGGGCAAAUACCAACAACGAUUGAAAACUACUUAAUUGGAGAAAUACCAAAGACUUUUGGCCGCCUAUGCAACCUAUGGAUGCUAGAUCUGUCAUUAAACAAUAUCAUCGGAGAGUUAGCAAAUCUACUUGAUGGCUUAUCUAAUUGUCCACAAGGAGCAGCGUUAUCAUACUUACGCAUUGCUGACAAUAAUUUGAGUGGAAUUAUUCCAUCCAACCUUGGACUGUUAGCUCAAUUAGAGGAACUGGACCUCUCCUCAAAUUCUCUGCAAGGUAACAUGACUGAAGCUCACUUUUCUCAACUUACAAGCUUGUCGUAUUUGAAUAUAUCUUUUAACUCCUUGAAUGUGAUUCUACCAAAUGAUUGGCAUCCCCUUUUUCAUGCCUAUGAAAUUGAUAUGAGUUCCUGUCAUUUGGGAGGUACAUUUCCUUCAUGGAUUCAAUCCCAAAUGCGUUUGGAUUCACUGUAUCUUUCUGGAGUAGGAGUCUCAGGAACAAUUCCACUCUGGUUCUCAAACUUCAUUCCAAACACUAGGCUUCAAUAUCUUGACUUAAGUUCAAAUAAUUUGAGUGGUCUAAUACCUUCUACUCUUUCUCCUUUUACUGAUCUUUCAAACAACUCAUUUGAAGGGUCAAUUCCAACGAACUUAGCGAUUACAGACUCCGCUCAAAUUUUAGUGUUGUCUAAUAACCAUAUAAAUGGUAGUUUUCCACCCUUCUUGUGUAAUUUAACUUCCAUAUUUUUCAUUGAUUUGUCUAACAAUCACUUAUCUGGUACAUUCCCACAUUGUCAAAACUCAUUUCCUCAUGCAUUAGAGUAUCUACAUUUGAACAAUAAUAGUAUCUCUGGGCAAUUUCCUUCUUUCCUAAAAAAAUGUAAAUUGUUAAUCACUCUUGAUCUCGGUGAAAAUAAAUUGUCGGGCAAAAUACCAACAUGGGUUGGAUAUCUCACUUCUCUACAAAUUUUGCGUUUGAGUUCAAACUCUUUCACCGGUGUCAUUCCAGUAAAUAUAGGAUACCUCGCUUCUCUUAAGGUCUUGGAUCUUUCUUUCAAUAAAUUAUUUGGUAAAAUACCUUCAUCUGUAGGACAUUUCAGGGCUAUGUUUCAAGAUUAUACCAAUUCUAACCCAUGCCAUGAUAAUAAUCUUCAAUGUGCAAUGGCACCUAUGGGCUCUUAUAGACCAAAGGAUAAGAUCCUAAUAACUGCCAAAGGAUCAACCUAUGAAUACAUUAGAAUUCUCUCCCUCGUGACCAGCAUAGACCUAUCGCAUAAUAAUCUUUCUGGUGAAAUCCCAAACGAGCUAAUGAUGCUUCGUGAUUUGCAUUUCCUGAGCUUGUCCAACAAUCACUUGACUGGUACAAUUCCUGAAAACAUUGCCGUUUUGACAGAGUUAUUUUCUCUUGACUUGUCAAUGAACAAUCUCACUGGCACAAUUCCCUCCAACUUAUCUGCUCUAAACUUUCUCAGUCACUUGAAUCUCUCUUUCAAUAACUUGUCCGGAAGAAUCCCAACCGGGAAUCAAUUUCUAACCUUCGAUGACCCUGCGAUAUACGCUGGCAACAAGGACCUUUGUGGUUGGCCACUACCCGAGUGUCCUAGUGAUGAAGCCCAGCGAGGUCCACUUCAUGCAAGAGAUGAUGAUGAUGGUAAUGGCAGCAAGCUUGAAAAAGUUCUGGAUUAUGCCUUCAUUGCUAUGGGAUUUAUAAUCGGAUUUUGGGCAUAUUGGGGCGCAAUGAUCAUGAAAAAGUCCAUCAGAAUUGCUCUCUUCCAGAUGGCGGACAGGAUUUACGACUGGAUCUAUGUGCAACUCGCAGUGAAGUUUGGAAGGUGAAGACCAAGUGGCAAAGAUGAACUUGAAAGCCUUAUAAUUUGCUGAUUGUACUUCCCUAUCAAAGAGAAACACUCCAACUUGUAUGCUGCUCUACUAGCUAGAAUAUGAAUAAUGGUGCUGUGUGAAAUAGAAAGUAUUUGCAAACUUCUGUUAUGUAUUUGUAGAACCAUUUGGGACAUUGUUCCACUUUUCAGUUUACCUGAUGAUAUUUGUAUUAUAUCGAUGACCCGACAUAGAUGCAAUCAGGUUUAUGAAAAAUUGUUACAGGACAGAAAUGAAGAAAAACAA
Zingiber officinale is the source of this 3651-nucleotide messenger RNA. Its product is annotated as receptor-like protein 19. Bases 34 to 3363 code for a protein of 1109 amino acids. The record is from RefSeq and is a predicted model, not a curated record. Gene Ontology annotation, molecular function: protein binding. The transcript is spliced from 2 exons. NCBI's taxonomy places the organism in Eukaryota, Viridiplantae, Streptophyta, Magnoliopsida, Zingiberales, Zingiberaceae.